Molecule: messenger RNA, 1405 nt
Organism: Lingula anatina
Lineage: Eukaryota; Metazoa; Brachiopoda; Lingulata; Lingulida; Lingulidae
Product: mitochondrial amidoxime reducing component 2
Molecular function (GO): pyridoxal phosphate binding; molybdenum ion binding; catalytic activity
Source: RefSeq, a predicted model, not a curated record
UCGCCAUGACGGGGCAAGUCGCUAGCAUCGUAUGAAUAUUGCACUUUGGCACCUGGUAAACGCAAAUCGCUUUACAACAUGGGCCAGGACGAGAUUGCCCAGUUUGCCGGCCUGCUCUCUGCAGCGGCUGCUAAAUAUGUAUUUACAUGGUGGAUAUACCGCAACACCCAACAGUUCAGGCUUGUAGGCAGGGUGGCUGAUCUGAUCAUUUAUCCUGUGAAGUCAGCCAAAGGUGUUUCAGUGGAGGCAGCACAGGUCUCGAAAUUGGGUCUGAAAUCCGGGGAUAUGAUGGAUAGGCACUGGAUGGUUUCAAAAGAGAAUGGCACCUUCGCUAACAUCGCUGAGCAACCAAGGCUGGCCGCAGUGAAUGUCACCAUCAGUGACAAUCAUAUAUGUCUGGACGCAGAAGGAAUGGACACCCUGAAUUUACCAAUCACUAUGACAUUAUCCAACGAUAGCAAGGUUUUGGAUCUGAAGAUGCGUGAUAUGGAAACCGUAGGUAUGGAUUGCGGUGACGCUGCUGCGGCGUGGAUCAGCAAAUAUCUGAAGAAAGACGGAAUGCGCUUUGUAUAUUCCCACCCCAGUCUCCCCAAGCAAGAGAUACGAAAGAAAAAUACAUAUUACAUUAAUCGUUGCCGACCCAGCGACAAGACUGCUUUUGCGGACUACAGCGCUGUCAUGCUGAUGACCGAGCCUUCGCUGAAUAAUGUCAAUAAGGCACUGCCAGAUGGCAAACAUGUGGAAGUGUCUUGGUUCCGUCCAAAUGUGGUUGUAUCUGGUUGUGGUGAGUUCGCAGAGGACAGUUGGCAGAAACUCCGGAUCGGCGACAACUACUUCCGCCAAGUGAAGCUCUGUCAGAGGUGUAUCGUUGUUACUGUUGAUCCGGACACUGGUAUCAGAGACCCAGACACUGAGCCACUUAAGACGAUGAGAAGAUAUCGUCAGCACCCUGAGUACCGUGACAACCCCAUACUAGGUAUCAAUCUGGCCAUUGAUAAGUUUGGUGGCACUAUCAAAGUUGGGGAUCCUGUUUAUGCUGUGGUUUCAAACACCCCGCUCCCAAAAGACACUUAAGCUGAAAUAAUUUGGAAGAUUGUCACUCUAGAGGUUGAUAAUGAGCGCAGUAUAAAUAUGUAUUUGAAACUCGUUUUCAUUCGCAGAACUGUCAUAAUUAACUGUCAUUAUUUUUGGAUAUGGAUUAUGGCAUAAGACGCCAACAAUAAUGAAAUGAAUUAUUUUAAAGUAUUUGAUAUUCAAACAACUAUAUUACUAAAAUAACUAUAUGACUGAGAUAACACGAUAUAACAGAUGUAUUUACUUGCAAGGUUUGCUAGUUUUUUAUUGGCUACAUUUAUGUGUUAUUUUGAUCAGAACCGUACAUCGCUCUAUCUCACUCCAUCUCUCU